Messenger RNA from Aspergillus pseudonomiae, 1158 nucleotides. RefSeq lists its product as uncharacterized. The coding region runs from base 1 to 1158 and encodes 385 amino acids. NCBI's taxonomy places the organism in Eukaryota, Fungi, Ascomycota, Eurotiomycetes, Eurotiales, Aspergillaceae. The transcript has 2 exons. The record is from RefSeq and is a predicted model, not a curated record.
AUGGCUGAUGUACCUUCCAAGUUGCCUGUCGAUUACAGUACCUGGCAAGAUGCUGUUAAGGCACACGGUCUUGUUGGCAAGACAGUGCAUACGGCUGAGCUUGCGUCGGCUUCCAAAAUGGACUUCAAGCAAUUUUUGCUCCUGCGUGUUCUCUGGAAACUACAUCUCGGAAAUCGACUGUCCAGCUUGCCACCAGUCCUGGAGCCAUAUCAUACCCAGGCCACAAUACUUCUCAAUAAAUCUCAAUCCUGGGCGAGCUAUUGCAGUAGCAUCGUAAACGGAGAAAAUCCAGAGGGCAGCUUUGCAAUUGCCCGACAUUAUCAAGUCAAAGCGGCCAACAAUGGGAAGUGUAUGCGACCGGACAGCUUUGAUACCCCAGUUGCCAAGCGCACCCGCAGCUACACAAGGAGAAAUCUGGAGGAAGAAUUUAGAAACCUCCAAGUUGACGAGACGCCAUCCAAGAGUCUCACACCGAUAUCCCAGAUGCCAAUUAGUGAGGAUUCGUCUGAUGAUGAUUCUGUUGUGGCAGACCCGCUGCUGCCACCCCCAACACCAGCUGCCCUGGUUCCUGAAGAUCUCCAGAAGUUGAUGUUUCCCCCUACCAAGGAUGAGCAAAUUGUAAACACUGCUCUUGUCGUGUUUCUGAAUUCUCUUACGAUUCACUUUCCCAUGAUCAAACGUUGUGACUGGACCCUGCACAGAAAAGCCUUUGUUCCCCAAUUUGAGGAAGCCAGGUUUGAAUCCAGGACUGAUGGGUAUCUUGAUGACGGCAAGGGAAAUCCUUAUGCCCUGAUCGAGGUUAAACCUAUUAUCAGAGCGCUCAUUAAUCAAAGCCGGAUCCAAGUGCAAGAGGGGUCACAGAUGGCCAGCUGGAUCAAAAUUGACAUUAAUGCUAAUUUGGACAAGCUGCGAGUUCACGUUUCCCAAAAUCGGCAUGAGAUUUUCAUCACUAUUGCAGAAUACGACAACGGUUAUGUGUCUUAUCUCCGAAAGAAGCCGGCCAAUGACGAACACCCGUCAUUCUUAACCAUGCAUCAAUAUGGCCCUUGGAAUACUGACAAUGCCGCGGACAUGAAGAAACUGGGCCCAAUUCUGCUUGCACUCACACUCUACGCUGAAGAUGAGGUGCAGAAGGCUGAAGCAUCUUCAUCUGAUUAG